Molecule: messenger RNA, 762 nt
Organism: Penicillium concentricum
Lineage: Eukaryota; Fungi; Ascomycota; Eurotiomycetes; Eurotiales; Aspergillaceae
Exons: 1
Coding region: 1-762 (253 amino acids)
Source: RefSeq, a predicted model, not a curated record
AUGCACUAUCAUUCUAUGAUAGAGCGCUGGGAAUUCGAUGGCAACCCUGAAUUUCUAUACAUGAAUGUCAUCUUCCAGGAUGGCGACGACUACUUUUCGGCCCAGGUGCCCGAACUAGUUGCGCACCCAGAGGAUCUCCCCCCGGUUAUCGACCAAUCCGGCCUCCAGAAGAUUCCGCUAGAGCACAUUUGGCCCCUGCUAGAAGAUAAUCUCACAGAAUGCCUCGACUUUGAGAAGCCGGACGUCUACAUCAAGCGGCCCCGGCUCACUGGCUACGACGGCUCAGCAUCACUCAGCUUAUACCUGCUUCAAGAAGCGCGAAUCUGUCAGAUUUUGAUGAGAAAUCCACAUGAAAACGUCGCCGGUUAUCUUGGCUGCAUGGUAAAGGCCGGCCGGAUUACUGGGCUUUGCUUCCGAAAGUACGCGGAGACGCUUGAGGACCGCCUUCGGGACGGGCGCUCGGUCAACCAGGAAGUGUGUCUCCAGCACAUCAAGGCAGGCAUCGAUCAUCUCCAUGCUCUUGGUCUUGUCCAUAACGAUAUUCACCUGGACAACGUUAUGUUCAGAUGCCGAGAUCAUGACAUGCCAGUGAUCAUUGACUUCGAUUCGUGUGCCGUUAAAGGAAAUCCACUCCCGGACAAGCGUGGCGAAUUGCCUGAAGGUAUCUGCACUGCGGAGUUUGAAAAUGAUGAUUUUGCUUUGAAGAAGCUCCGGAAAGAACUUGAUUUGAGAGGAAUGAAUGAGGGCUUGUUCAAGAAAUGA